GUGACGUACUUGAGUUUUGGUACCUUUUCGGUACUCUGAGAUUGACCUUUCAUCAAACCGCGCAUACACAAAAACCAGAUUCAACCAGCAAAACUCACCAACCUUCUCCUCAUCCUUCUUCUUCAAUCCUCCAUUGUUUUCUUCAAAGUUGGUGAAAACCAAAAACUCUGUCCCUAUUUCUUCAAAGCAAAUCCAAAAGUCCCUCUCGUUGCUGCUGGAAGAAGAACCCAUUUCGCUUUCUUCCAGAGGAUGAGUCUAUGAAGCCUCACUGCUAAGAAAUCUCACAACUACUUCAGCUUGUGACGUUUUAACCAUACUGGAUUGGCUUCUUUUUCAUUAUAUUAUCUGCUCCUCUUUUUUGCAGUUGCAGCUAUAUCUGACAUACCCACAAUCCCAGUUUGCUCUGAAGUCAGGUUAUUUGGAUCAUAGAGUUUCUGGGGUGAGAAAAGAUGAAAUUUUGGAAGUGGGGUUUUGUUGGUUUUCUCUGUGCUGCUUUUGCUCUUGCAGUUGGUGCUGUAGAGCUGGGUCGGAAUCAACCCACUGAGAGAAUUUCAGGUAGUGCUGGUGAUGUGUUGGAAGAUGAUCCGGUGGGAAAGUUAAAGGUUUUUGUUUAUGAACUUCCAAGCAAAUAUAAUAAGAAAAUUCUUCAAAAGGACCCAAGAUGCCUCACUCAUAUGUUUGCUGCUGAGAUCUUCAUGCACCGGUUUCUCUUAUCUAGCGCUGUCCGAACCCUUAAUCCUGAAGAAGCUGAUUGGUUUUAUACCCCUGUAUACACCACCUGUGACUUGACACCAAGUGGCCUCCCUUUACCUUUCAAGUCACCUCGAAUGAUGAGAAGUGCCAUACAGCUUAUUUCUUCAAACUGGCCUUAUUGGAACAGGACAGAAGGGGCAGAUCAUUUCUUUGUGACCCCUCAUGACUUCGGAGCAUGCUUCCAUUAUCAAGAAGAGAAGGCAAUUGAAAGAGGAAUUCUUCCACUGCUACAGCGUGCUACCUUGGUUCAAACAUUUGGACAGAGGAAUCAUGUGUGUUUGAAAGAGGGUUCAAUCACCAUUCCUCCAUAUGCUCCACCACAAAAAAUGCAUGCGCAUCUAAUUCCUGACAAUACUCCCAGGUCCAUCUUUGUUUACUUCCGAGGAUUGUUUUACGAUGUUGGAAAUGACCCUGAAGGUGGUUACUACGCAAGAGGUGCAAGAGCUGCAGUGUGGGAGAACUUUAAGGACAAUCCGCUGUUUGACAUUUCCACAGAGCAUCCAACCACAUACUACGAGGACAUGCAACGAGCGGUGUUCUGCUUGUGCCCACUCGGUUGGGCUCCUUGGAGCCCGAGAUUGGUCGAAGCUGUGGUAUUUGGUUGCAUCCCUGUUAUAAUUGCAGAUGACAUUGUUCUGCCAUUUGCUGAUGCAAUCCCAUGGGAAGAGAUAGGCGUGUUUGUUGAUGAGAAGGAUGUCCCUCAGUUAGACACCAUACUCACAUCUAUCCCACCAGAAGUCAUCUUGAGGAAACAAAGAUUGCUUGCCAACCCUUCCAUGAAGCAAGCCAUGCUAUUCCCUCAACCUGCCCAGCCAGGAGACACUUUCCAUCAAGUUUUAAAUGGACUCGCGCGAAAAUUACCACAUGACCGGAGUAUAUUCUUGAAGUCAGGGGAGAAGGUUUUGAAUUGGACUGCUGGUCCUGUGGGUGACCUUAAACCUUGGUAACAGUUGUAAUUGUAAGUUGUAACACCUUUUUGAGGCAAUUAGGAUUCUUUACAUAUCUUGGUUAGUACUAUUAAGUUUCAUUGGGUCUAUAAUUGAAAUGAUGGUUUUUUGUUGACAUUGUAAAUUUUUAUGUUUUGUAUUCAUUGAGACAAUUCAUUGGAUCAUUUAAUCCAUUUUGUAGCCAGAUUGCUCUUAUGGUAUAUAUAAUUUUCCCCUGCUUUAGGAGUCAA
Messenger RNA from Lotus japonicus, 1930 nucleotides. Its product is annotated as probable beta-1,4-xylosyltransferase IRX10L. Gene Ontology annotation, molecular function: 1,4-beta-D-xylan synthase activity; glucuronoxylan glucuronosyltransferase activity. The transcript has 4 exons. The coding region runs from base 450 to 1700 and encodes 416 amino acids. Lineage: Eukaryota; Viridiplantae; Streptophyta; Magnoliopsida; Fabales; Fabaceae. Gene Ontology annotation, biological process: glucuronoxylan biosynthetic process; plant-type secondary cell wall biogenesis. The record is from RefSeq and is a predicted model, not a curated record.